Rangifer tarandus platyrhynchus (Svalbard reindeer) is the source of this 189-nucleotide messenger RNA. The record is from the annotation of a GenBank genome assembly. Lineage: Eukaryota; Metazoa; Chordata; Mammalia; Artiodactyla; Cervidae.
AUGGCCAAUGACAGCGGAGGGCCCGGUGGGCCGAGCCCGAGCGAGCGAGACCGGCAGUACUGCGAGCUGUGCGGGAAGAUGGAGAACCUGCUGCGCUGUAGCCACUGCCACAGCUCCUUCUACUGCAGCAAGGAGCAUCAGCGCCAGGACUGGAAGAAGCACAAGCUCGUGUGGCAGGUCGGCGAGAAG